This is a messenger RNA of Cyphellophora europaea CBS 101466, 3144 nucleotides long. RefSeq lists its product as uncharacterized. Gene Ontology annotation, molecular function: nucleotidyltransferase activity. Lineage: Eukaryota; Fungi; Ascomycota; Eurotiomycetes; Chaetothyriales; Cyphellophoraceae. The transcript has 2 exons. The record is from RefSeq and is a predicted model, not a curated record. Gene Ontology annotation, biological process: RNA 3'-end processing. The coding region runs from base 1 to 3144 and encodes 1047 amino acids.
AUGUCUGAGGUCAACUCAAAGCUUGGUUCUGCUGAGCAGGUCCCAGCUACGUCGCGCCCCUUUACGAAGCCAUUAACCGCCUCGCCACCCACGAGGCAACACUCGAAGUCCAUGCCCUCGACUCCGUCGCAAAGGCCGCAUCCCGAUAAUGCCUCCGAUCGAUCCCCUUCCCUCCAUCGUAACCUCAACAACAUAUCACCUCGUUCAUUACAGUCUGAUCCGAGUCACAGCAAUCUGAUCCGAAGACCACCUCCAGGUGGCUGCAAGUAUGAGACUGGCAUGGCCAGAGCCAGACGGCGGGUCCCAUAUUCCCUCGGCCCGGACAAAUUGCCACCUGACUCGACAAACGCCGCUAAGCAGCUCAGUCACGACCGCGAGCAAUGCUUGACAAGAGACAUGCGCGAAUUGUAUGGUCAUCUAGUCCCAACCCUGGAGAGUGAGGACCGUAGGAAACGCUUCAUCGCGAAGCUAGAGAGAAUCCUCUGUGAAAAAUGGCCCAGUACUUCUAUCAAGGUCAAUGUCUUCGGCUCUACCGGGAACAAUUUGGGGACUUCGGACUCUGACGUCGACAUCUGCAUCACCACAGAUAACAAGGAGCUGCUGCGGGUUUGUUCGAUUGCCGAGUUACUUGCGAGCAAAGGUAUGGAGAGGGUCGUCUGCGUUUCGAGCGCAAAAGUGCCAAUUGUGAAGCUUUGGGAUCCCGAGCUGCAGGUUGCAAGCGAUCUGAAUGUGAACAAUCCCAUUGCACUGGAAAACACUGCUUUGAUCAAAAGUUACGUGGACAUCGACGAGCGGGUCCGGCCUCUGGCCAUGUUUAUUAAACAUUGGGCGAAGCGGAGAAUCCUCAACGACGCCGCCCUCGGAGGAACCCUGAGUUCUUAUACCUGGAUAUGCUUAACAUUGAACUUUCUGCAGACACGACAACCCCCUCUGCUGCCAUCACUACAGCGACAGCAUGGCCUUGAACCUCGAUUGUUGGAUGGCGUGAAUGUCACCUUCGACGAGAAUGUGUCCAAGUACUCGGCAUUUGGUUCCGAGAACCAUUCUUCCCUUGGGGAGCUAUUAUACCAGUUCUUCAGAUAUUACGCAUACGAGUUUGAUUUUGAUGAGAAUGUCGUCUCCGUGCGUCAGGGAGGUUUGAUAUCGAAGUCAUCCAAAGGCUGGCACAUGCUUCAAGACAACCGCUUAUGCGUGGAAGAGCCUUUCAAUACGAGUCGAAACCUAGCCAACACGGCAGACGAUACCUCAAUGAGGGGAAUUCACCUUGAGCUUAGAAGGGCCUUCGACUUGAUCGUUGACGGCAAAGUCGAAGAGUGCUGUGCGCAGUACGAGUAUCCUCCGGAUGAAAUCAAGCCUUCCGAACACCUUGUACUUCCUCAAUCGAGACCAGUCAACUUGCAAGCUCCGCAACCACAAUCUAUUCGGCCGGGCAAGGGCAAUCGACAGGGUAGGAACGCGGCGCACCUGAAGGGCAGCGUGGCUGCAAGGCGGUCUUCCAACCCCAUCAACCGACAACCGAUUUACCUGCGCAAUUUGCCAUUCCAGAUGACAACGCAGGAACUACAGAGUCAGGCAUUACACCAGCAACACCUCCUGCACGAUCAACUAUUCCAGCAGUACCAAUACUUGCAGCUUCAAGAGCAGGAACUGCGGGCGAGGCUCAAUCAGCAAAAUCUACGACAGCAACAUCUUCUGGCACAGCAGCGCGGCAAUUACUCUGGGUCGGGCACUCUCUACGGUAACCAGGAGGACAAUCUGGACAGCAUCACAGCCGCAGCCUUCAACGCGCAGCAUCGUGGUCCCUUGUCGGCUCCGCUGUAUCAAGCGCGGUUCGGCGCACCCUCGCCAUUCCUUCCCCCAUCAUUUCCUGGUAACGGAGUCACCACGAAUCCAUCUUCUCCCCAUUUAUCGCCCGCAACGCCCGACAGCAGAAGAUAUUCCCGACGCACCUCCGUUGGGCCGUCUGUCACGGGUGGAUCGCUGCGUGCGCAGUCGCAGCCGGCUAGAGGUCUGGUCAGCUCGAUGUCCAUGACACACCUGCAAGCUGCACCAGAGAUUCCAGACUAUUCCAGCAGCCGAAGAUCGUCGGCCUCGGCGACGACCCACGAAAGUGGGCCGACUCUCAGUAGCCAACGCAGUCAUGGUGGGAGCUAUCACGAUGCCAAUCGCAAGCCAGCCGAAUAUGUCGGUUACUAUGUCGCGCAUUCACCUUCGUUGUUGGGAUAUCCACCAAGCAAUACGAUCUCACCCCUUCCGUCGCACGCUGGGCUUGCGAUUCAAAACGGAGGUCUGUCGCCCAGGACCAUGUCACGUUCGCCACAAGCUUCCACCGCCACAACGGGGACCACCAGCCCUGUCAAAGAUCUUGACGCGAGAACGCCAAGUCGGGAAUCUGGGGCCACCGUUACCCGCACAGUUGAAGCAAGUCGCGAAAAGACCAGCUCGCCAGCUCGCAGCCAUGCACCGUUGAUCGUCGAUGGCUCGGUGCAUUCCCCACGUCGAAGAAGGGCCAAUGGUGGGUCUCGAGAGGAGAGCGAGGAGCAGAUGACGUUCAGCGGGUCGACGUCAGAAGAUUUCGCUUUUGACACGCCCUCGAGCUCGGAUGACGCAGAUGAGACAGCGACGAGCCAUCUAACUCAGGGCGGGCUUCGGCCCACCGAGGUGCCAAGUUACCCUGCUCCUCUCACUAACGGGCACGCCGUCAAAUAUCCACAAGUCGUUUCCGACAUGGGGACAUGUGAAGAGGCGACGGCAGUUACAGAGCAACCACACUAUGCCGGUCAUAAGCCGAGUCACACAGCGUGGUCUUUACCGCGACAGCUCAGUGCGGUGCAAGAGGUCAGAACACCGUCGCCGGGAUUUGAGUUGUCACCACCUAGCAUGGGGUCACCGUUUGUGGGGGGAUCGCAAAGAGAAGGCAAGCAGUCGCCGCUUGUGCCCAGAGAGACGAACAACACCGGGCUUGCGACGAGAACCAAUGGCGUGACGGCCGUCUCGAACAAUGCUAGCUCAUGGCAGACAUCGAGCAACCGAAAGAAGCAUCGCAAGAAGAAGGCAACCAAGUCGGAGAAUGAUGCAUCAACAACCAAUGCUUCGGGUGGGGACUUUCUUCCCGUGGACGAAGCGCAGCGCAAGGGUGGAUGA